Molecule: messenger RNA, 1027 nt
Organism: Momordica charantia (bitter melon)
Lineage: Eukaryota; Viridiplantae; Streptophyta; Magnoliopsida; Cucurbitales; Cucurbitaceae
Product: SNARE-like superfamily protein
Biological process (GO): retrograde vesicle-mediated transport, Golgi to endoplasmic reticulum; intracellular protein transport; intra-Golgi vesicle-mediated transport
Cellular component (GO): COPI vesicle coat
Source: RefSeq, a predicted model, not a curated record
AAUUAUCGAAUUAGGUUCCGCUAGCUGCGUUUCCAAACAAACCGUGAAGGAAAAAAAUGGUGCGAAAUUGAGAGACUGGGAUCGUAUGAUUUAUUUCCAGGGAAAAAAUUUCCAGGCAUCGAAUCACGAGAUUCAUUCCUUCAGAAAACCCGAUCCGACAGAAGAAAGUAGACGACGAAAGAAUCGGAAUGUUGCUUGCCGUGCUGAUCGCCAACUCCGUCGGCAACAUUCUCGUCGAACGGUUUCAUGGAGUUCCAGCGGAGGAGCGAUUGCAUUGGCGAUCCUUUUUAGUGAAAUUGGGGGCUGAUAAUCUCAAAGGUGCUAAAAAUGAAGAGCUAUAUGUUGCUUCACACAAAUCUGUAUACAUAGUUUACACCGUGCUUGGCGAUGUUGCAGUUUAUGUUGUUGGGAAGGACGAGUACGAUGAAUUAGCUUUGGCAGAAGUCAUCUUUGUGAUAACAUCAUCGAUAAAGGAUGCCUGUGGGAAAGCUCCAACUGAGCGUUUGUUUCUUGACAAAUAUGGAAAGAUUUGUUUAUGUCUCGAUGAGAUCGUCUGGACGGGCAUCUUGGAGAACACGGAAAAAGAUAGGAUCAAGAGGCUGAUAAGGUUGAAGCCUCCCACUGAGUUUUGAUUAAUGAAACGGUUGCUUCUCCUCUCAAUCAUGCACAUCAACGCCAGAGCUUCAGCUGUGUAAUCAUGGCGAUUGAUAAGUUUACUGUACUUUCUAUUCUAUUUGGUGCAAUAUUAUUCUUCAUGGGACCCUGUUCGGUUUGUAAGUUAGAACACAAAGUUGUGGAAAAAAAAAAAGUUCAAGGGAUUGUUUGGAUUUGGAUUAAGAAUUGCAUGCGGGUAGAAAGUUUGAGAAUACAGACUAUAUUAUUUGUUUCCCAUAGAAUGGGGUGGGUGUGGGAUUAUCACGUAUAAUGGCAGUUGAGAACCAAGGAUUAGUGGUUUGGAGUAGUAUUCUUGUAUGGUAAAACUAUUAUUACUAUGCUCAGUACCAUUGAUUUUUGUUAUUGCUCUGAA